Messenger RNA from Exserohilum turcica Et28A, 1125 nucleotides. RefSeq lists its product as uncharacterized. NCBI's taxonomy places the organism in Eukaryota, Fungi, Ascomycota, Dothideomycetes, Pleosporales, Pleosporaceae. Gene Ontology annotation, molecular function: metal ion binding; agmatinase activity. The transcript has 10 exons. Bases 1 to 1125 code for a protein of 374 amino acids. The record is from RefSeq and is a predicted model, not a curated record.
AUGGCCCUACGAUCCCUGCUAUCUGCCGCGCCCUUCCUCGCGCUCGCACACACCCGGGAAAUCACGUUUCCGCCAGUCACGGGAUACUCGUCCCAGCACGUUAUGCCUCAAGACUGGUUGGAUGCCGACAUCACGCAUUCUAGGUUCGAGGGGCUCAUGACGUUCGCCCAUUUCCCUUAUGUGCAUUGCUUGGCGCCAAAAGGCCAGCAUGUCGAGCCGUUUGAUAUUGCUAUUCUCGGUGCACCCUUCGAUACGGGUGUGACGGCUCGUCCAGGAGCGCGCUUUGGUCCCGGCGGUAUACGAGCUGGGUCGCGGAGAAUGUCUCCGGAUGCGGGGUGGAGCAUUUAUACUGGAGAGAACCUGCUACUUGACUGGGCCAAAAUAGUCGAUUGCGGCGACGCUCCUUUGACAUUCCUGGACAACACUGUAGCCCUAAAGCAGCUUGACCAAGCCCACCAGAUUGUUUCUUCAAGAGAAACCAACUCCACACAGCAUAAAACACCCAAGAUCAUCACUUUGGGCGGCGAUCAUACGACCACGCUGUCUGCACUGCGCUCAGCAUAUCACCACUGGGGCCAAGUAAGCGUGAUACAUUUCGACAGCCACAUAGAUACCUGGGAUCCCGAUGUGUUGGGCGGAGGUAUUUCUCACUACGCCGGCGUAAACCAUGGGACCUUCUUGCAUAUUGCGCAUGAAGAAGGCUUGAUCCGCAAUACCUCAAUGCACGCUGGUAUUCGAGCGCCCGUUGCACGACCAAAAGGAGAUGUGCGUAAUGACAUUCGGUGUGGGUUCCAGAUGAUCAAGGCUAGAGAUAUCGAUCGCAUCGGCGUAUCGGGUGUCAUUGAAAAGUUGAAGGAGCGUGUAGGUGACAGUAAAGUGUACAUCAGCGUGGAUAUAGAUGUACUUGAUCCGGCUUUUGCACCCGCCACGGGAACCGCCGAGGUUGGUGGCUGGAGCACACGAGAGUUGCUGUCUAUCCUGGAUGGUCUUGAAGGAUUGGAUGUUAUUGGCGCUGAUGUUGUUGAAGUUGCCCCUAUUUAUGACAAUCCCGGCGAGACCACGGUGCUGGCAGCUGCACAGGUUGUUGAAUCUUUGAUUGGAUUGAUAGUAAAGGCGGGAGCUUAG